Rotaria sp. Silwood1 is the source of this 387-nucleotide messenger RNA. The record is from the annotation of a GenBank genome assembly. NCBI's taxonomy places the organism in Eukaryota, Metazoa, Rotifera, Eurotatoria, Philodinida, Philodinidae.
AUGAAUACAGAUGAUUUGCAAGUAUCUUUUUUUGUAUCAAAUGAACAAAAAACUGAUCAACUUUCAGAUAAAUCAUCUAAACAAAUGAAUACAAUUGAUAAACAAAUAUCAAAACCAAAAUGUACACGUUGUGGUACAACACAAUUAAUUGAUAUAACACAUCAUGAAUUUCCUAAACAAAAAGGUCUUGUAUUUGAAUGUAUGUCAUGUGGAAAUAAUUCUCUUCGAUCAAAUGUAUCUGAUGAUGAACGACAACGUCGUUUAGCUAAAAUUGCUGCUGAUCAUUUAAAUAUAAUUGAAUGUCGAUUUUGUCAAAAACGUUUUAAUUCAAGUAAUGAUUAUUUAAUGCAUUUACGUAAUGAUCAUGCUUCAAAUACAAAAAAAUGA